GUUCCUGAUGUCAUCAGCAGCAUAAGACAAGUCUCCAAAGCAGCACUAAAAGAAGAUGCCAAAUCAAGUAAGGAUAGUGAAGAUGCCUUCUAUGACUCUCAAAAAUUUGAGGUCUUGUACUGUGGAAAGGUGACAGUGGCUCACAAGAAAGCUCCCUCCACACUAAUCGAUGAUUGCAUUGAGAAAUUCAGCCUUCAUGAGCGCCAACGCCUGAAACUAUUAAAUGAGCAGCGGAAUAACGAGUCGAGUUUGGACUUACCCCUGUGUGAAGGAAAUGGACCGGCAUCUCCAUUGGAUAGCCCAUUUGAGGAGCUGGACAGCCCAAAUGACACCGCAGGGCACACUGUGAUGUUUACAGUUGGCAGCCAGACCAACUUGACCAACAUGGCCAGCACUCGUGGCUCCUUUCCAGAGCGAAUUUUAGAGGACUCUGGCUUUGAUGAGCAGCAAGAGUUUCGCUCCCGGUGCAGCAGUGUCACUGCAGUUAUGCAAAGAAGGGUUCAUGACACAAACCUGAAAAUACAGCCACGCAGAAGACAUGCAAGUGCACCCAGUCAUGUUCAGCCCUCUGAUUCUGAGAAGAACAGGACAAUGUUGUUCCAGGUUGGAAGGUUUGAAGUUAACCUCAUCAGUCCGGACACCAAAUCUGUUGUGCUUGAAAAGAAUUUCAAAGAUAUCUCCUCAUGUUCUCAGGGUAUAAAACAUGUUGAUCACUUUGGCUUCAUUUGCCGGGAAUCUGUUGAACCUGGGUUAAGCCAGUAUGUUUGCUAUGUGUUCCAGUGUGCAAGUGAGUCUCUGGUUGAUGAAGUAAUGCUUACCCUGAAACAAGCCUUUAGCACUGCUGCAGCUCUGCAAAAUGCCAAAACGCAGAUUAAACUUUGUGAAGCCUGCCCUAUGCAUUCAUUGCACAAACUUUGUGAAAGAAUUGAAGGACUCUAUCCACCAAGGGCCAAACUUGUAAUUCAAAGACAUCUGUCGUCACUAACUGAUAAUGAGCAAGCAGACAUUUUUGAACGUGUUCAGAAAAUGAAGCCUGAAAAUGACCAGGAAGAAAAUGAACUUGUGAUCUUACAUCUACGCCAACUCUGUGAAACUAAGCAGAAAACACACAUUCACAUUGGUGAAGCACCAUCG
Molecule: messenger RNA, 1134 nt
Organism: Pterocles gutturalis (yellow-throated sandgrouse)
Lineage: Eukaryota; Metazoa; Chordata; Aves; Pterocliformes; Pteroclidae
Product: TBC1 domain family member 4-like
Exons: 6
Source: RefSeq, a predicted model, not a curated record